GAUGCUGCGUCAGUUACUCUCAUAGUAAAUGAGAUACGCACGUUUGGCACUUCAGUGGCGCGAAUCAUGAUCUAGUUAUUUAACAAGCAUCUACUUUUAUUAUCCCUAACUACAAUCAAUUUUUUUAAUUUUCAAGUAUUUUUUCUCUCAGUCUUUAACAUUAUUUUCGGUACCACAUGACGCGGCAAAAUGAUAAUCCCAAUGAAAAGAUUCCGUUCGCGGAUAAUGACAAAGGCAUUCCCUUGCCUGAGGUGUGGUGCCAAGACUGUGACCUUUCUGUUUUGGGCGGCUCUUUACGUGGUUGUGAUGAAGAUGACGAUACUGAAAAGCAGUGGGACCACCACAACGAAGGAUUGGUCUGUACCUGACAACUACACCAAGUGGCUGUUGCAGGGCCCAGUUUUAGGCGAGGAGGAAGAAUUAGACUCGGCCAAUAAUGACUGGCUCGAACCAGACAACGCAACCGUAAUGGAACUAGAACAAAGAGUUGCUAAAGUGCAGGAAGUUUGUCAUUUACGCUCUCUUUCCACGCAGAGUAUUAACAGCAAGGAAUUCUUUGUAGAUCAUGCUCAUAAUAUUGUAUGGUGUAAUAUAUUUAAAGCCGCUAGUACUUCGUGGUUGUAUAAUUUUAAUAUAUUAGGCGGCUAUGACAAAAAGUUUUUGGCACGAACACGGCAUACACCCUUGAUGUUGGCACGAAAAAAAUAUCCAAGGCCUAGUGAAGAGGAACUAAAGGACGCUGUGAACACGCCAGGUGUUAUAUCCCUUUUGGUCGUACGCGAGCCCUUCGUGCGAUUACUCUCCGCUUACAGGGACAAGCUGGAAAAUAUAACACCACCAUACUACAGAAAACUUGCAAGAGCAAUAGUUGCAGCGCAUCGGGAGGCGGCAACGAAGGUUUUGGGACCAAUCAAAUCCUUUGGCCCGACGUUUUACGAAUUUGUAGCUUACUUAAUUGCAAAAUACGAGUCCGGAGAGAUUAGUUUCGAUGAGCACUGGGCGCCGUAUUACAAAUUUUGCACACCUUGUGCAGCAAAUUUUACCGUGAUCGCUAAAGUUGAAACUUUGUCGAGAGAUUCUGCGUUCGUCGUGCAACAAUUGGGGCUGGGGCAUAUAUUGGAGAGGAAAGUUAGAAAUCGAAGAAUGCGUCUUCGUACGGUGAUGAAUAAGUCUCGCGACGGGAAGAAUACCUCCGCUUUGUUGAAAUACUAUUUCGGACAGCUCGACGAGCAAAUGUUAGACAAAUUAUUACAAAUAUAUGGUAUAGAUUUUGAAAUGUUCGGCUAUAAAUCAGAUAUUUAUCGACGUUAUGUGAGAAAAUAAAUUAUAUUUGGUUAAUAAAUAAAUGGUGUUUUUUUUAAUACUUAUUUAUAUU
Maniola jurtina (meadow brown) is the source of this 1375-nucleotide messenger RNA. Its product is annotated as carbohydrate sulfotransferase 11. NCBI's taxonomy places the organism in Eukaryota, Metazoa, Arthropoda, Insecta, Lepidoptera, Nymphalidae. Gene Ontology annotation, biological process: carbohydrate biosynthetic process. Bases 190 to 1323 code for a protein of 377 amino acids. Gene Ontology annotation, cellular component: membrane. Gene Ontology annotation, molecular function: sulfotransferase activity. The transcript is spliced from 3 exons. The record is from RefSeq and is a predicted model, not a curated record.